CUGUAAAUUCACAUUCUGGUAUUUGGGCUGCAGACUGUCUACAUCUCAGCGAGAGAGAUUAGCACAACAAGGUUAUGGGAGGACUGUUUUCAAAAGCUCCUCCUCCUACACCGAAGUUACUUGAUACACCAUGGAGGCAGUUUAACUGGGGAAAUAAACAUGAUGAUCUGCAGUAUGUGAACAACUACAAGCCUCAGACUGAAGGACAGCAGCUCAGGAUUCUUCUUAAUGGGCCGGUCGGGGCUGGAAAGUCCAGUUUUCUUAACUCUGUUAAAAGUGUCCUACAGAACAGAAUAUGUCUUGAGACUCCCGUCCGAGGCACCUCUCAUUCAUCGUGCACCAAAAAGUACAAAACCCACAGGAUCCCAAUGGGAGACUCAGAUUCCUUUUUCCCUUUUGUCUUCAAUGACAUGAUGGGAUUGAAUGCCAGCAGCAACAGAAAAGCCAGACAAAUUCAUGUGAAGGAUGUCAAGCGGGCACUGAAGGGACACGUAAAAGAAGGUUAUAAGUUCAAUCCUGAAUGUAAACUGUCAAAAGAUGACCCACAUUACAACAGAACUCCGUCUGCCAAUGACAGAGUGGACAUUCUGGUUUUUGUCAUUGAUGCCAGCACUGUAUCCUCGAUGAACCAAGAGACCAGAGAGGUGAUAGAGGACAUCAGAGAUGAAGCUGAUGACAUGGAGGUUCCAAAAAUUGUCAUUUUCACCAGAAUUGAUGAGGCUUGUCCUAAGAUCAACAGAGAAAUCAAGAACGUCUUCAAGAGCAUAUCUCUAAAGAAAAAGAUUGAGCAGUUCAGUACAGACACAGGGAUCUCCCUUAACUGCAUCUUCCCAGUGAAGAACUACAAUUCAGAAUAUGACCUGAAGACUGAUGCUGAUGCUUUAAUCCUGGACACUCUGAGACACAUCAUUGAAAGAGGAGACGAUUUCCUCAACAGAAAGUUCAGGUCCUAAAUCCAGAUAUUCUGAGUGGUCCACAAAAGGAUGUUACUGGUGUUAAACCAUUAGUGUUAUUGUAUAUUUGAAAUGCUUUGUGUGCAAGUUAACUCAUAUUGCAGCAGUUUAUAUUUGUAUUUCUGUGUGUCUGGGUGGACACUGGGUUUAUCAUUCUUGAUUCAGUUCUGUGACCUUCUCAUGUUUAUGACUUUAUUUUUGUUUUUUAUUUUUAAUGUGAAGCAUGUUAAGUUUAUGUAAGAAAAAAGUGCCUCAAAGUGCUAUAUGUGUAUAGUGUAUACACAUUAGACCUAUAGUACUUUUGUCUAUGUGAUGUAUAAACUAUCUAAUGUUAAAUUUGUUGAGAAUCCUCUUAAAAAUGGUUUAUUUGUGCUGACACAGUAAGAAUGCUUUACACUGCAAGCUGGAGCUACUCCUUUGUGCCAGAGCACUGACCUUUUAUUUGAAUUUCAUUAUGAGGAGGAGGAAGUGAUGAGUGCCUAAAUCUAAUAAGGAAGGACACUGCAGAGCAACGAUUGUGUUAGUGCUGUCAAAAUUCCCAUUUUUUUUAUGCACUGUGUACCAACAAAUUCAUUGUACACAACCCCAAGAAUGUCAAACAAAUGUUGCAAACAAAAGCUGGCUGUUCUCCUCCUGUAACUCUGACACCUGUCUCUUCCAUUGAAUUCCACUGCUGGGUCCCUGACUUGAUUCUUUUCACUGGCGAUGAUGCUGCACAUUCAGUUCUGGUUUGGUUUUAGACCAAACUGGAUGUUUCCUCUCGGUCCAAGUUUUACUCCUGCAAAUAGAACAGACCUCUGGGGAGCUUGUGAAAUGUGGCAGGAUCACUCACAGUGGUAUGUUCUGCACAAA
This is a messenger RNA of Archocentrus centrarchus (flier cichlid), 1805 nucleotides long. RefSeq names its product interferon-induced protein 44-like. Gene Ontology annotation, biological process: immune response. The record is from RefSeq and is a predicted model, not a curated record. Lineage: Eukaryota; Metazoa; Chordata; Actinopteri; Cichliformes; Cichlidae. The transcript is spliced from 8 exons. The coding region runs from base 75 to 953 and encodes 292 amino acids.